Messenger RNA from Heteronotia binoei (common prickly gecko), 4620 nucleotides. It is a transcript of the gene NFATC2, whose product is annotated as nuclear factor of activated T cells 2. Lineage: Eukaryota; Metazoa; Chordata; Lepidosauria; Squamata; Gekkonidae. The transcript is spliced from 10 exons. Gene Ontology annotation, molecular function: transcription factor binding; DNA-binding transcription factor activity, RNA polymerase II-specific; RNA polymerase II cis-regulatory region sequence-specific DNA binding. The record is from RefSeq and is a predicted model, not a curated record. Gene Ontology annotation, biological process: cytokine production; calcineurin-NFAT signaling cascade; regulation of transcription by RNA polymerase II. Bases 359 to 3136 code for a protein of 925 amino acids. Gene Ontology annotation, cellular component: transcription regulator complex.
ACACUCUCGGUGCGAAGCUCUGGGCGCUUCGGCUGGGCGAGGACCGGAGGGAGGGAGAUCCGAUCCAUCGUCCUCAGUGCACACACCUGGCUUGCAGGUUGCCUGGUUUUAGAGCGGUUGGACCCAUCCUGGACGUACCUUGCUGCGAGGAGCGGCAAGAUAAUCCCGGCGCUCCAGUAUCCCGGUUGCAUUGAGAAGAGGGUGUUUUCUUUGAAUAGGGGAAAGGGGACCACCGUUUAGAUUUGUUUUUUUUUCCUUUUUAAAGAACCGCACGGCGAGGGCUCGGGCGACCUCUCUUCACCUUUGCCCCUUUGAACAAUAAACCGAGAGGUUAAAAAAAAAAAAGGCAAGUUUCCCGAUGGCCUCCAGUCCAACCGACUCGGACCUCAACCCUCAGCAGGGCGAUCCUGAUCCAAAUCAAAACAUCUGCUCCCAGGAUGAGCUGGAUUUCUCCAUUUUAUUUGAUUAUGACUAUACCAACCCAGUUGCAGAAGAACCGACUCCUUCACAUAAAAUCAUCAGCCCACCCUCUGGAGUUGCAUACCCUCAUGAUGAUGUCUCGGACUAUGGCCUCAAGCCGUACAGCCCCUUCGCUCUGUCUAGCCUUUCAGCAGAUCCCAUGGUCAGAUACGGACAGCCAGAUAGCCUAGGGUCGAAAUGCUACUCGGACCCUGUCAAGGCUGCCGGUCCCCCUACCUUGAGCCCUAGGAUUGAGAUAACACCAUCUUUUGAACUGAUUCACUCGGGGGGGCCCUUCUACAGCAGAGACGCAGAUCUCUUGGUAGAGCAUCAGUCCAGCUCCGCUACUGCUAGCCCAAGGUUUACCCUGCCUGUCCCCAGCUUUGAGAGCUACCGAGAACCGCUGUGCCUGAGCCCUCCUAGCAGUGGCUCCUCUGCAAGCUUCAUUUCAGAGACAAAUUUCUCUCCUUACACCUCACCAUGCGUUUCACCAAAUAAUGGCCCUAGUGAUGACCUUUGUCCACAAUUUCAAAACACCCAUGCUCAUUAUUCCCCUAGAACCUCGCCAAUAAUGUCUCCACAAGCAACCAUCGUGGAGGAUACCUGCUUGGGGCCACGUUCACCAUCGCCACGUCCCAACUCAAGGUCGUCGUCUCCAGGUGCAAAGCGGAGGUAUUCUUGCACUGAGCUCUACGGGAGUCAGCAGCCUUCCACUUCUCCACGGCAAUCGAGGACCCCUUCUCCACAGGCCUCUCCCCAGAUCCCCUUGAGGGACGACGGGUCUUCAGUCACUUACACCCAGUUGACCAGCUCUUCUAGCCUCAUGGAUGCAAUGAGCAGCCUCACCACCGACCCCUCCUGUGGAGUUCCCACAAAAAUAUGGAAAACCAGCCCCGAUCCUUCGCAGAUGUCUCCUCACAAACCCAGCAUGUCGUGUCAUGUGCUUCAGCCUAUUGAAUACAUUGGUCCUUGUGAGCAAGAUGAUCGGCGAAACCCACCACCUGAAUCAAUCUUGUUAGUACCACCAUCUUGGCCAAAGCAGCUGAUGCCGGCAAUACCCAUCUGCAGCAUUCCAGUGCAGUCCCUCCCACCGCUUGAAUGGCCUCUAGUCAGCCAUUCUGGCUCUUACGAACUACAGAUUGAAGUGCAGCCAAAGCCCCACCAUCGUGCCCAUUAUGAGACAGAAGGGAGUCGCGGGGCAGUCAAAGCACCAACAGGAGGGCACCCUGUGGUCCAGCUUCAUGGUUACAUGGACAACAAACCUCUGGGCCUUCAGAUCUUCAUUGGAACAGCAGACGAGCGGAUCCUCAAACCUCACGCUUUUUACCAAGUCCACCGCAUUACAGGCAAGACGGUCACCACCACCAGCUAUGAAAAAAUAAUUGGCAACACCAAAGUGCUGGAAAUCCCUCUGGAGCCAAAAAACAACAUGAAAGCAACUAUUGACUGUGCUGGGAUCCUCAAGCUGCGCAAUGCAGACAUCGAACUCCGAAAAGGGGAGACGGAUAUCGGUCGGAAGAACACCCGAGUGCGGCUGGUCUUCCGUGUGCACAUCCCUGAAUCCAGCGGCAGGAUAGUUUCUUUGCAAGUGGCAUCGAACCCCGUUGAAUGCUCUCAACGCUCCGCUCAUGAACUUCCGAUGGUGGAGAGACAAGAUGUUGACAGCUGCCUGGUAUAUGGUGGGCAACAGAUGAUUCUGACUGGCCAGAAUUUUACUGCUGAGUCGAAAGUUGUCUUCACAGAAAAGACACCAGAUGGACAACAGAUUUGGGAGAUGGAAGCCACGGUGGAUAAAGACAAGAGCCAACCCAAUAUGCUUUUUGUAGAGAUACCACAGUAUCGGAACAAACACAUUCAUACCCCAGUCAAAGUGAAUUUCUACGUGAUCAAUGGGAAGCGGAAAAAAAGCCAGCCGCAACAUUUUACCUACCUCCCAGUGCCUUCAAUCAAAACAGAGCCCAUUGAUGACUAUGAUCCAGCUUUAAUCUGCAAUACAGUACACAGUGGUCUGGGCACAGUGACACAGCCUUAUUAUUCGCACCACACAAUGGUCACCGAAUCUCCUUCCUGUCUUGUGGCCACAAUGGCUUCCUGCCAGCAGCUUCGUUCAAGUCUGUCUUCCCCGGAAUCUCGAUAUCCUCAGCAAACCCCAGGGGCUGUAAUAUACCAAAGAAGCAAGAGUCUCAGCCCUAGCCACCUGGGCUACCAGCAAUCUAGUUUGAUGGCUACACAGGUUUCCAUUCCAGAUGUGCACAGGUCCGUGCUGGUGCACACAGGCUCCCCCAGCCAAAGCUCAGCGGGGCUCCACCAUUCUCCAGCCAAUCAGCAGUCUUCCCCUGUGAUUCACUGUUCUCCAUCAACCAACCAACAGCUGAGAUGUGAAAGCCAUCAAGAAUUUCAGCACAUCAUGUGCAGCGAAAAUUUCGCGACCAGCGGAGUGAGACCCAGCCAGCCUCAGGUCAGCCAAGCACAAAGGUUAAGUCCAAGCUCGUACCCUACCGUGAUUCAGCAGCAGAGAACAGCGAAAAAUGGACCACCAGUAAGUGACCCAAAAGAAGUAUUACCAACUGGAGUGACUAUUAAGCAAGAACAGAAUCUUGACCAAGCCUACUUGGAUGAUGUUAACGAAAUUAUCAGGAAAGAGUUUUCGGGACUCCCUGCCAGAAGUCAGACGUAGAUGAUGAGAUUUGCGAGACGGCUUCUUCUGAACGCUCCCGUGUCUGACCUCUUGGAUCCUUUCUCCUGCCCCGUCCUGCCUCCUGCUUCCCUAAGCGAUCAUCUCAAGGCACCGGUUCAACACCAGGAACAAUGCACUGGCAUCAGACUAACAGCUUUGUCUAAGCGACGACGCAGCACCUCUCGCCGUAAACAUCAGAAAAAGAACACUCUUCCCUUUUGUCCAAAGAUCAUGUUGUUCUCAUGUAGCAAAGCAUGCGCCUGACCAAACUCUUCAUUAAUGCAGUUCACAGAUAUAUAUAUAUUAUAUAUAUUUAAUUUUUUUUUAAAAAAAUAGCAUAAGGAACAGAUCUGUGCAUGCAGCAUCAGCUUAAAAACAGCCCAGCAGCUCACCUCUCUGCACAACAUCACAACUGGAAUGGAAAACUGCUCUACAAAUAUGAAGGGGGAAAUUGCAGUAUGUGUGCCUAUUAUUUACUUGUAAAUCUGCAAAGUGGCUUUCUGGAUUACUGGCUAGACCUCAGGAUGCACUGAAGCUACAGCUACUGCUUCUAAAAAAAAAAAAAGCAAUGUAUACUUGGGGCCCAUCCAGCCAAAAAUUAAGACUCAUUGGCUUGGAUCCUAUAGCCAUAUUUCUGCAAUGUCCUUCGCUCUGGCCACAGCUCAGCUUGCUUCCUCUGCCACUAGUAUUUCUGUCUGCACAAGAUCAGUGGUUUUCAAUGAGCUCUUGCACAAAUGGAAAAGGAAACAACCCCACACUGCAGCUGGAGCGAAGUAUGUGCAGAAUAUGGUUGUGGGAUCCAAGCCACUGAUUUGAAAAGUUAUAUUUGUAUCUCCUUCUCAAAACCCAUGAAAUUGAUAGCACUUUUGGCUGGGUUAUGCCUUCCACUGCCUACUGCCUUCUCAAAAACAGUGUUGGGAUUGAAAUGGGGAUUAUUUUUUAGGAUUCCUUGCAGGCCCUACAAAGGACAAACAUUUUAAACUAUAAUCAAAUUGAAUACCCAUCAGGUCUUGAGAUUCUUAGUAGAAAAGCACAAGGCUGGGCAACUUCAAAAGAUGCCACCUUUCCAAGCUUUCAUCAGUGGGAAAUGUGAGAUCCAGGCUGCAAUUCUAAGCACAUUUGCUUGUUGGGAAAGUGCCAUGAAAAUCAAUGGAUUGGCUCCAACAAGAUUUUCCUCUGUCGAUAAUGAGACCAACAAAAAGGCUAUGCCCUGGAGGAGGGGUGUGAUGAUAAAUGGCACUAGCAUAGACAAAAGCAAUAUGGAACAGGGGCUGGAGCAAUCUGGAGAAUGGCCAGAUGGGGCAAAUUAAAAAAAAUCCAAAAAUUAACUUCUGAGUUAUACAUGGUUAGGAUUGAACUUAACUGGUUAGCCCAGUGUUGUUUUCUAACUUGUUUUCUAACUUGGUGCUUCUUUAUAGCAGACUGCAAAAUGCCCCCAGAGGUUCAGGGAUACUUCUCCAUUUAAAAAUAAAAAGGUGUUUUUA